Molecule: messenger RNA, 2704 nt
Organism: Sceloporus undulatus (fence lizard)
Lineage: Eukaryota; Metazoa; Chordata; Lepidosauria; Squamata; Phrynosomatidae
Gene: LTC4S
Product: leukotriene C4 synthase
Exons: 7
Coding region: 981-1397 (138 amino acids)
Biological process (GO): leukotriene biosynthetic process
Cellular component (GO): membrane; endoplasmic reticulum; nuclear envelope
Molecular function (GO): leukotriene-C4 synthase activity; glutathione transferase activity; glutathione peroxidase activity
Source: RefSeq, a predicted model, not a curated record
CAUUCUUAUCCCUUUUCUUGCGAUACACACUGAAUUAAUGAAAGCUGCCAUUUGCUUUUUCUUUUUUUUAAAGUCCUGACUUUAGAUUUUUAAACAAUUUUAGUUAAUGCCCAACAUCACAGUGCUGGCACAUUUUAACAUGAACCCAGUCACUGAAUGUUGUAAUUUUGCUUUUGUGCGUUUUUUAGCAUUUUUAAAUCUUUGGUUUUCUAAAUACUUGGCGGGGGGAAACUAGUCAUCAUAAUAUUGUUGAUGUAGUAUAGGUAUUUGAAAGGCAUGGAUGCAAUGUAUUGAUGAAAAAUACUAGCCUGGUAUUUUCAGGACUUAUUUGUCUUUAAAGUAUAUGCAAAAGAAGCCUUUUGUUGCAAUGAUCUUUUUGUUUUUCCUUGAAAAAAUAGAAUAGGAAGAAAGACUGCCUAGAAGGUAAUUGUGACUUGGAAACAUAAAGUUGCAAACUGGGAAACUUCAAAAUAUUGACAGCAUUGAAAGAGAAUGAAAAGUACCACUUGCUGAAUCUGAAUAAUGUUUCCUUUUGGAUUUUAAUGGGCAAACUCAAGCUGUAUGAUAGGUGUAAUUCCCAUUUUUUUUUAGAUGUACACCUGAUUUUCAUGUUUGUUAAUGCCCAUUCAGCCUUCAGUGUCAUGGCCAGUUAGUUGUAAAAACAUGCGGACCAGUACUAUAUAAUCAUUCUCAUACACCAUCUUCAUCUGUGGUCUCCCAGAGGUCUCAGAUAACUAGCCGGUAGCUUGCAUGAUGAGCACAGAGAUCAGAGUGAUAACCGUAAACUGCAUUAAACGUUUCUAGGAAAAGAGCAUUCUAAGACCUUUGAGAGGUCUAAUCUUGUGAAGACCAAGUAUACACCAUGAUUUUGGAUUGAUCACAACUAAGCACUGUGGGUAUGCACAUUAAGAGCAGAAAAAGUCCACUGCCUAGGAGUCUGUCUUGUUUUCUAGCUGCCUUGGUUUUACUCCAGAACCAGCAUGCUGCAUCAGAUAGCUUUGUUGGCCACUGUUACUAUUUUGGGAGUCUUGGAACAAGCCUAUUUUGCCAUGCAGGUGAUCUAUGCUAGACGGAAAUGCAAAAUCUCACCUCCUCUAACUUCGGGUCCACCAGAAUUUGAAAGGAUCUUCAGAGCCCAAGCAAAUUGCUCAGAAUACUUCCCAAUAUUUCUCUCACUUUUAUGGGUGGCUGGAGUCUUUUCCAAUCAAGUUUUGGCUGCAUUUUGUGGGUUAAUUUACCUGUAUGCUCGCUAUCAAUACUUCAUUAGAUAUGCACAUUCAGCUCAAGGAAGGUUGGGCCCUAUGUACUUCAGUGCUGGUGUCCUGUGUGUUCUUAUUGCUUUGUCUGUGGUGGGGCUCACUGCCCAUUUUAUAGCAUUCCCUUAUUUUAAAUUCUAGCACUGAGCUGCCAAGUGUCCUCCUCAUGACAAGCAGCCCUGGAUAUUUUGCACCAUCAUUCUCCACUCUAUUUUUUUUCUCAGAUUAAAGUGCCUGUACCUCAAUAGUUUAACAAGCAGUUCUGUGGAAGGUCUUUUCUGAUCCAUGUUAAUGUUGCUAUUGGCUUUAAUUUUAAAAAUAUUUGGAUCAGCUUCUGAGUCUUGAAGAGAGUGAGAUUUAGACUUACCGUAUAUUUACACAAGGAAGUAUUCUGAGCAAUGCUUGUGAAAUGUUCUGUGUAUAUCUAGGAUUGCUACUAGGACAUUGCUUGAAUUCAAUUUUCUGAUUAAAUGAUGCCUGUAUGAAACAACGCCCUACUUUCAGUUGCGGGUCCCAGCUAAAGCCAGGUCAGCACUUACUGAAGUUCCACUGGCACAAGGGGUCUUACUGUAGUUGCGAGUAACAACUGGAUUUAGCCCUCUAUUCCCAUAAAUGGACCGAAGAGGGAUUCACAUUUUAUAAGUCGAAGCUUGCAAUUCUCUAGAUGGUGGAAAUUUCAGCUUUCACAAUGCGGACACAUUUUUGAAAUUAUUUCAAUCUCUAAGUAAAGCUUGAACAGCUGUUAGCAGUACAUAGUGGCUACUAUUGUUUUAUAAUGUACAGCUGCAGCUUCUUUGCUUGACAACUGUUGUGCCACAAAUCUAAGAAACAUACACGUUUGUUGACACAAUUUUGCCACAACUCUCGGCCACAGUGCAGAAACAGACAAACGAUCAACUUGUUCAGGCUUCUUGCACACACCUACUUGCAUCAAAUAUGCAGGCAAAACCAAAAACCUCUCCAGCAAGUACAAGCCUUUAUACCUGCAGUGAUGGUGCAUGGAGUACCAGCAAGUUUGGCAAAGGAGGUUUUCAACCAAAUUGGGGGUGGGACGUCUGCUGUUUUCUGCUCUUCUGAACAGGAAUGAUAAAGUGAAUCACAGAUGCCCAAAAUAUUUAUCUCCAUACAGGUUUGUGUGUAAGCGGCCACAUCUAUGUAUUUGCACUAUGUAUUUCAAAGCGUCCUCUAUCCAGUCUAUACUAUAGACCUGUUCCAGAAAUGAAGUUAUGAAAAGAUGUUUUUCUUUUUUUACUUGGAAACAUGAAGUAAAUUAGUCAUCUUUUUUUAGGAGAUAGGGCAUAGAUAUAUAUUUUGCUACUUGGCGGAUAUCUUUUGGAUAAACAUUGUAAAGAUGUGCGGCAAUAGAAAACAAAAGACCUGGCUUUGGAAAUGGGAAAGCCUGUUAAAUAAGACAUCUUCUCUAUUACAAAAUCUCUUGUAGCUGCAGC